AUGCUGCCACGAUGGAUCCCUGCCGCCUGCCACCAGCGAAGGCUGCUGGCCAGGCUGCCCUCACGCGCUUAUUCCCGUGGGAGGGUGUUCGACGCAGCGGCGCGGGACGGCGAACUUCGGGUGUUCGUUGUCGCCGGCGAGGUCUCCGGCGAUUCGCUCGCUUCGCGCCUCAUGGCGUCCCUCAGGAAGCUCUCACCCGUACCCGUCCGUUUCGCCGGUGUUGGCGGGCAAUUAAUGUGCAAGGAAGGCCUGCAAUCACUUUUUCCAAUGGAAGAAAUUGCCAUAAUGGGUUUGUGGGAACUGCUUCCACACAUAUAUAAUAUCAAGAGGAAGAUCGUGGAUACUGUAGAUGCUGCUAUAUUAUUUCGGCCUCAUGCUAUAGUUACCAUUGAUUCAAAGGGGUUCUCAUUUCGCCUUUUGCAGCAAUUAAAAUGUAGAUACAAUCAAAAGGCCGAUAGUCCUCUACAUGUCCAUUAUGUUGCACCAUCAUUCUGGGCCUGGAAAGGUGGUGAAAGCAGGCUCUCGAAGUUGCGUGAUUUUGUGGACCAUAUGUUGUGUAUCCUUCCAUUUGAAGAGGAAAUUUGCAGGUUAAAUGGGUUGCCUGCUACAUACGUUGGUCAUCCAUUAUUGGACGAUGCUGCUGGCUUGAAUGUGGACCCAGAGUUACCUUCUGACAAGUCCGUGCAUCAACGAAGUGCUGAAGCUUUUCGGCUGGAGUAUGGACUGUCCCCAGAUGCCACAAUCUUAACCAUGCUGCCUGGAAGCAGGAUGCAGGAAGUAGCUCGCAUGCUUCCAAUCUUCUUGCGAACUGUGCAACAUCUAAGUCAUACAUUAAAUGAACUUUCACUAGUCAUCCCAGUUGCUCCGCAUCGGGACGUGAAGACUUAUGUUGAGAAUGUAGUUCGAUCAGUGCCAUUUCCAGUGGUACUGAUACCUGGGGGGUCCCUCGAGAAAAGAUAUGGUGCAUUCAAUGCUAGUAAAGCAGCACUAUGUACUUCGGGAACAGCCGUCAUGGAACUCAUGCUAGCAAAGCUACCCUGUGUAGUGGCCUACCAAGCUCAUUUCAUCACUGAGUGCUUCAUCCACCUGAGGAAAAAGAUUAACUUUAUUUCUUUGCCCAACAUUCUUUUGAACUCUCCGGUUGUACCUGAGAUCCUUUUUCGAGCUUGUACAGAUAAAAAACUAGCUGCAAAAUUAAGCGAGGUAAUAUUUGACGACGAGGUCCGUCAGCUGCAAGUUGGAUCAGCUGAACGAGUGCUCCAGGUUCUCUACAAACCAAUCGAGCAACGAGGCAAUUUAUUUGCGGAGGAGCUGGGCGACUCGAGCUUAUCACCAAAUGUUUACUCCCCCAGCAUGAUCGCGGCGUUAACGGUGCUUUAUAUAGACAAAAACCGGCGGAUGGUGCAGAAUUGAGCGGACUUAUCAGUGGUGGAUAAAUGUUUCGUCUGUGACUGGACUUGCUCAGUGUCAGAUAAAUAUGUUUCAUCUGGCAGGGUGGUCGCUGUCGCAUGCAUUCUCUUCUCCAUCUAUCGGCUCCAUUGAAAAUUAGUUUGUUGACGGAUUCUAUUGGCUCAAUGUAUGGUUGGUCCACAAUUGGAGGAGCAAAGCAGUUAAGCAAAUGUUUAGGUAAAUCUUCCCGUGCUGAGCUGCUGUAGGGGUCAGGUCAGCAUCGCACUAUCACUGUAGAAACUGGAAACAGAUGUCUCCUGGUGGGUCUUAAGUCAUUCAGUUUGAAUGUUUGGUGAAAGAGACUGCCAUGCCUAGAACGUCGGGGAACAAAGUAAACGUGAUACAGCUAUUAUGUAUUUAUUCAGCAUCUGCGACUCUAAAAGUCUAAAUCUGACCA
This is a messenger RNA of Lolium rigidum, 1846 nucleotides long. RefSeq names its product probable lipid-A-disaccharide synthase, mitochondrial. Bases 1 to 1413 code for a protein of 470 amino acids. Gene Ontology annotation, molecular function: phospholipid binding; lipid-A-disaccharide synthase activity. The record is from RefSeq and is a predicted model, not a curated record. The transcript has 8 exons. Gene Ontology annotation, biological process: lipid A biosynthetic process. NCBI's taxonomy places the organism in Eukaryota, Viridiplantae, Streptophyta, Magnoliopsida, Poales, Poaceae.